GCCAAGCUGGAGCCCAAAGCCAGGGGUCCCGAAUCCCAGCGGGGCGCUCCCUGCACCCACCAUGAGCCGCCUGCUCUGGAGGAAAGUGGCCGGCUCCGCCGCCGUCGGGCCCGGGCCGGGUCCAGCAGCUCCGGGGCGCUGGGUCUCCAGCUCCGCCUCCGGCCCCGGCCCCAGCGACGGGCCGCCGCCGCCGCCGCCGCCGCCAGUGCCAUCCUCGGGGGACGCGCAGCUGCGGCACAACCCCUUGCACAUCCAGAUGCUCUCGAGGGGGCUUCACGAGCAAAUCUUCGGGCCCGGCGGCGGGGAGACGCCCGGCGAGCCCGCGGUGCGCCGCAGCGUGGAGCACCUGCAGAAGCACGGGCUCUGGGGGCAGCCGGGCGCGCCCCUGCCCGACGUGGAGCUGCGCCUGCCGCCCCUCUACGGGGGCAGCCUGGACCGGCACUUCCGCCUCCUGGCGCAGAAGCAGAGCCUGCCCUACCUGGAGGCGGCCCACUCGCUGCUGCAGGCCCAGCUGCCCCCCCGGCCCCCGAGCUGGGCCUGGGCGGAGGGCUGGACCCGGUACGGCCCCGCGGGGGAGGCCGAACCCGUGGCCAUCCCCGAGGAGCGGGCCCUGGUGUUCGACGUGGAGGUCUGCUUGGCAGAGGGAACCUGCCCCACGCUGGCGGUGGCCAUAUCCCCCUCGGCCUGGUAUUCCUGGUGCAGCCGGCGGCUGGUGGAAGAGCGUUACUCGUGGACCAGCCAGCUGUCGCCGGCUGACCUCAUCCCGCUGGAGGCCCCUGCCAGUGCCGGCCCCGCCGCCCAGCGAGACGGGCAGGAGCAGCUAGUGGUGGGGCACAAUGUGUCCUUCGACCGGGCCCACGUCAGGGAGCAGUACCGCAUCCAGGGCUCCCGCAUGCGCUUCCUGGACACCAUGAGCAUGCACAUGGCCAUCUCGGGGCUGAGCAGCUUCCAGCGCAGCCUGUGGAUGGCGGCCAAGCAGGGCAAGCGCAAGGCCCGGCAGGUCACACAGCGAGCCCAGAAGUCCCAGAGCAAAGGCAACGGCCCAGCGAUCUCCUCCUGGGACUGGCUGGACAUCAGCAGCGUCAACAACCUGGCGGACGUGCACGGCCUCUAUGUGGGGGGGCCGCCCCUGGAGAAGGAGCCUCGCGAGCUCUUUGUCAAGGGCAGCAUGAAGGACGUCCGCGAGAACUUCCAGGACCUGAUGCAGUACUGUGCCCAGGACGUGUGGGCCACCUACGAGGUCUUUCAGCAGCAGCUGCCGCUCUUUCUGGAGAGGUGUCCCCACCCGGUGACUCUGGCCGGCAUGCUGGAGAUGGGGGUCUCCUACCUGCCCGUCAACCAGAACUGGGAGCGCUACCUGGCCGAGGCGCAGAGCACCUACGAGGAGCUGCAGCGGGAGAUGAAGAAGUCGCUGAUGGACCUGGCCAACGACGCCUGCCAGCUGCUGUCUGGAGAGAGGUACAAAGAUGACCCCUGGCUCUGGGACCUGGAGUGGGAUCUGCAAGAGUUUAAACAGAAGAAGGUGAAGAGGGUGAAGAGGAAGGAGCCGGCUGCCGCCAGCGACGUGCCCACCGAGGGUGCUGGGGCCCCCGGAGAUGCCAAGGAUCAGGAAGACCCUGGCCCCCCCAGUGAGGAGGAGGAGCUUCAGCGCGCUGUCACGGCCCGCGCCUGCUUGGAGCAGCUGAAGGGGACCACGGAGCUCCUGCCCAAGCGGCCGCAGCACCUUCCUGGACACCCUGGGUGGUACCGGAAGCUCUGUCCCCGGCUCGAUGACCCCGCAUGGACCCCGGGCCCCAGCCUCCUCAGCCUGCAGAUGCGCGUCACACCCAAGCUCAUGGCGCUGACCUGGGACGGCUUCCCCCUGCACUUCUCAGAGCGGCACGGCUGGGGGUACCUGGUGCCCGGGCGGCGGGACAACCUGGCUCCGGUGCCACCGACGGGCGUGGCCUGCCCCUACAGAGCCAUCGAGUCCCUGUACGGGAAGCACUGCGCCGAGCAGGGGAAGCGGCAGCCGGAGCCGCAGGCGGCGCGCCUGGCCGAGGAGUUCCUGUUCAGCGAGAGCAGCGCCCAGUGGCAGAUGGUGGAAGAGCUGGGCUGCUUAGAGGUGCAGGAUGAGGCCAAGGCGGACAGCUUGGAGGCGGCAGUUCCGGGUCAGCCCCCAGCUCUGACUGGGGCUGGCGGCCCCAAAGCCAGCCAGCCAGCCUAUCACCACGGCAACGGACCUUACCACGAUGUGGACAUCCCCGGCUGCUGGUUCUUCAAGCUGCCACACAAGGACGGCAACAGCUGCAACGUGGGCAGCCCCUUCGCCAAGGACUUCCUGCCCAAGAUGGAGGACGGCACCCUGCAGGCGGGCCCGGGAGGCGCCAGUGGGCCCCGGGCCUUGGAAAUCAACAAGAUGAUUUCCUUCUGGAGGAAUGCCCACAAACGGAUCAGCUCCCAGAUGGUGGUGUGGCUGCCCAGGUCGGCUCUGCCCCGCACUGUGACCAGGCACCCAGAUUACGACGAGGAGAACCGCUACGGGGCCAUCCUGCCCCAGGUGGUGACGGCCGGCACCAUCACCCGCAGGGCCGUGGAGCCCACGUGGCUCACUGCCAGCAACGCCCGGCCCGACCGCGUGGGCAGCGAGCUGAAGGCCAUGGUGCAGGCCCCGCCCGGCUACGUCCUGGUGGGCGCCGACGUGGACUCGCAGGAGCUGUGGAUCGCAGCGGUGCUGGGAGACGCCCACUUCGCGGGCAUGCACGGCUGCACGGCCUUCGGGUGGAUGACCCUGCAGGGCCGCAAGAGCAGGGGCACCGACCUGCACAGUAAGACGGCGGCCACCGUGGGCAUCAGCCGCGAGCACGCCAAGGUCUUCAACUACGGCCGCAUCUACGGCGCGGGGCAGCCCUUCGCCGAGCGCCUGCUCAUGCAGUUCAACCACCGCCUCACCUCCCAGGAGGCAGCCGAGAAGGCCCAGCAGAUGUACGCCGUCACCAAGGGCCUGCGCAGGUAUCGGCUGUCCGAUGAGGGCGAGUGGCUGGUGAGGCAGCUGCGCAUCCCCGUGGAGAGGACUGAGGACGGCUGCGUUUCCCUGCAGGAUCUGCGCAAGAUCCAGAGGGAAGCGUCGAGAAAGUCCCGCGGGAAGAAGUGGAACGUGGUUGCAGAACGGAUGUGGACGGGGGGCACCGAGUCAGAAAUGUUCAACAAGCUGGAGAGCAUCGCCACGGCCGACGAGCCCCGCACCCCGGUGCUGGGCUGCCGCAUCAGCCGCGCCCUGGAGCCCGCGGUGGCUCAGGGGGAGUUCAUGACCAGCCGGGUGAACUGGGUGGUGCAGAGCUCCGCCGUGGACUACCUGCACCUCAUGCUCGUGGCCAUGAAGUGGCUGUUUGAGGAGUUCGCCAUCGACGGGCGCUUCUGCAUCAGCAUCCACGACGAGGUCCGCUACCUGGUGCGCGAGGAGGACCGUUACCGCGCCGCCCUGGCCCUGCAGAUCAGCAACCUGCUCACCAGGUGCAUGUUUGCCUACAAGCUGGGCCUCAAUGACCUGCCCCAGUCAGUCGCCUUUUUCAGUGCCGUCGACAUCGACCGGUGUCUCAGGAAGGAAGUGACCAUGGAUUGUAAAACCCCCUCCAACCCGACCGGGAUGGAGAGGAGAUACGGGAUUCCCCAGGGCGAAGCGCUGGAUAUCUACCAGGUCCUGGAACUCACCAAAGGCUCCCUGGAGAGGCAAGGCCGGCCGGGCCCGUAGCCGCCGAGGCGGGCAUUGCUCCCGUGGAGCUCACCGGGUGCGCGGCGCCCACACUCAGGCUUUCGGCUGCGCUCUCCCGGUAGCAGGCCCUGCCGGGGAGGACCGCCUGUCACAGAGGGUGCAGCCCAUUUCAACGGGUUCACGACCAAGAGGCCAACGUCGGUGCAGGCUGUCGGACGAGGGGUAGUGCUGCUUGUCGGGUAAACGGAGAGCAGAAGCCCCAAAGUGCACAUUAACUCAGGCAUUUCGUUUCUUUUCUCCUUUUCUUCUUGGCUGGUUCUUGGUUCUGUUCCCCGUGCUCUGACGCAGCGUCCUAGGAGAAGUAACGCUUCGGGUGACCACCCUGCUCAGAGGCCCGGAAAUAAACACAGAUCCUUUAUCUUCGCA
Eptesicus fuscus (big brown bat) is the source of this 4117-nucleotide messenger RNA. RefSeq names its product DNA polymerase gamma, catalytic subunit (gene POLG). Gene Ontology annotation, molecular function: 3'-5' exonuclease activity; DNA-directed DNA polymerase activity; DNA binding. Gene Ontology annotation, biological process: mitochondrial DNA replication. Lineage: Eukaryota; Metazoa; Chordata; Mammalia; Chiroptera; Vespertilionidae. The transcript is spliced from 22 exons. The record is from RefSeq and is a predicted model, not a curated record. Bases 62 to 3730 code for a protein of 1222 amino acids. Gene Ontology annotation, cellular component: gamma DNA polymerase complex; mitochondrion.